AUGGUCAACAGCAGACUGGGCAGCAUUGGAACACUCCGGCCAUUCUCGACCAAGAAGAGACUCAUCCCAUCCUUCCUCCCAUCCAACCGCACACUCGAAUUCAGACUCAACAACAACAACAACAACAACAACCAUCUCAAACAAAACAAACACAAACAACCAUCCACCAUCCUCAGAUUCAACCAGCAAAACUCGACCAUCAAGCCGCCCCCCGAUCCGAUAGAGUCCAUCAGAGAUAACAUCGAUAAACCCUUCCUGGCCUCCAGGAACUCGCUGCCUAGAAGAGACGACCUUUCGGCGAUCAGAUCCAUCCUCAUCGAUCGCAAUGCCCGCAUCCUGUCCUCUCGCGCUCUCUCCAAAAGCGAGAUCUGCGCCCAAAAUCGAUUGCAGCCUCGAGAUCUGCGCAAGAUCGAUUCGCGCAUCUCGAAUGUCGUGCCGUCGAUCCUUGUCAGAGACGAAGCGAUCAUCUUUAAUGUUCUGAAUAUCCGGGCCUUGAUUCGAGCGGAUUCGAUCCUUAUCUUCGAAGACCCAAGUUCUCCGUCCCUAUCGCACAACCAUACCUCUUCUCCUUCUACGACUUCUUCUUCUUCGACUGCAACUUCGAGCGAGAAAUCGACGUCUGUGAACGAGAAAGCUUCUCCGGAAUCAUCAGCGACCACUCGAUAUUCGAUCCGCUCGGCUUUCUUGCACAACUUGCUCAACAACCUCGUCGACCAUCAUAAUCCCAAUCAAGCCGAAAACAGUCAUGAGCAACCCAAUCAAUGCUCGCCAAAAUCCACCGAACUUCCUUACGAAUUUCGGGCUUUGGAGACCAUGUUGGGAUCAGUAGCUACGACGUUGGAGAGCGAAUUAGGAGUCCUGAAGACUCUCGUAUCCAGUCUUUUAGAUGGCUUGGAACAAAACAUCGAGAGAGAAAAGUUGAAACAGUUGUUGCUCUAUUCUCGCCGCUUAUCCGCGUUCAAUAGUCGGGCAUUAUUGGUCCAAAGAUGUUUGGACGAAAUCCUCGAAAACGAACAGGAUAUGGCAAAUGCUUAUCUAAGCGAAAAGAUCUUGAAUAAAAGUCCCAGACAAGUUCAUGAUCAUGAAGAGUUUGAACAGCUCUUGGAGUCGUUUUCGAAGUAUGUCGAGGAGAUCGUUCAUGAGGGCACAUCGACAUUAACGAAUAUUAAGAGUACGGAGGAGAUCAUCGAUUUGAUUCUCGAUUCCAAUCGCAAUACCUUGUUGGCGUUGGAUUUGAAGGUGUCGAUCGGGACGAUGGGGUUAGCAGUCGGAGCAUUAACAGCCGGCCUAUUUGGGAUGAAUUUACGGACACAUAUGGAGGCGGAUCCGUAUGCGUUUUAUGUGGUGACCGGCCUGACCUUAGUUGGGGUGAUGAGCACGAUCGGGUAUGGAUGUCGACGGCUGUACCGGCUCCGGCGGGUCGGCCUGAGCUCGGUCACUAGUCCUUCUUCCUCUGCUAUCGCCGCCGCUGGUUGUAGUCGGAGGAUCAUCUCCACCGGGUCCGCCGCUAAAAACGGCGGGAUCCUCGAUUGGGACGUCCCUCGUCAUCCUUCGCAUUCUCACUCUAACUCCUCUUCUCAUUGAAUCUUCCCCCCCCCCC
Molecule: messenger RNA, 1600 nt
Organism: Puccinia graminis f. sp. tritici CRL 75-36-700-3
Lineage: Eukaryota; Fungi; Basidiomycota; Pucciniomycetes; Pucciniales; Pucciniaceae
Exons: 10
Coding region: 1-1584 (527 amino acids)
Biological process (GO): mitochondrial magnesium ion transmembrane transport
Cellular component (GO): mitochondrial inner membrane
Molecular function (GO): magnesium ion transmembrane transporter activity
Source: RefSeq, a predicted model, not a curated record